Messenger RNA from Trichoderma citrinoviride, 978 nucleotides. RefSeq names its product Ureohydrolase. Gene Ontology annotation, cellular component: cytoplasm; nucleus; cytosol. The record is from RefSeq and is a predicted model, not a curated record. Gene Ontology annotation, molecular function: manganese ion binding; arginase activity. The transcript has 3 exons. Bases 1 to 978 code for a protein of 325 amino acids. Lineage: Eukaryota; Fungi; Ascomycota; Sordariomycetes; Hypocreales; Hypocreaceae.
AUGAACACCAGCACCGUCAAGAGCCGCUUCCUUCCGCACCCCGAGGACCUCGGUAUCGUCACCGUGGGCUUCUCUGGUGGCCAGCAAAAAGCCGGUGUUGAUGCAGGCCCCAAGGCUCUCAUUGACUCUGGUCUCUUGACCCAGAUUCAAGAGGAGCUCGGCUACAAGCUGCACGGCGACGAGACGGUCAAGAACUACCACGAUAUGACCCCUGCCUCCGAUCCCGAUUAUCGCGGCAUGAAGAACCCGCUCCUUGUCUCGGCCGUCACUCGACAGAUUGCAUCCGAGACAUACGACCACUCUUCCAAGGGCCGCCUCACCUUGACGCUUGGUGGCGACCACAGCAUCGCCAUUGGCACCAUUGCCGGAACCGCCAAGGCUACGCGCGAGCGUCUUGACCGCGAAAUCGGCGUCAUCUGGGUUGAUGCCCACGCCGACAUCAACACUCCCGAGACGAGCGGAAGUGGUAACAUCCACGGCAUGCCUGUUGCCUUCCUCACCGGCAUUGCCAAGGAGGACAAAGAAGAGUACUUUGGCUGGAUCAAGGAUGACAUGCGCCUGAACGUCAAGAAACUGGUGUACAUUGGUCUGCGUGAUGUGGAUGGUGGCGAGAAGCGCAUCCUGAGAGAGCAUGGCAUCAAGGCCUUUAGCAUGUUCGACGUUGACCACCACGGAAUUGGUCGCGUCAUGGAAAUGGCCCUCGCUUAUCUUGGCGACGAGACCCCCAUCCACCUGUCGUUCGACGUGGAUGCUCUCGAUCCCAUGUGGGCGCCCAGCACCGGCACUCCCGUCCGAGGCGGCCUCACUCUUCGUGAGGGCGAUUACAUCUGCGAGGUUGUCCACCAGACUGGCAACCUGGUUGCCAUCGACAUGGUGGAGGUGAACCCCAGCCUCGCAGCCACCGAGGCUGGAGCACAGGAGACCGUGAGAGCCGGUUGCUCCCUAGUGCGCUGCGCCCUCGGCGAGACCCUGCUGUAG